Molecule: messenger RNA, 1146 nt
Organism: Pseudogymnoascus verrucosus
Lineage: Eukaryota; Fungi; Ascomycota; Leotiomycetes; Thelebolales; Thelebolaceae
Gene: EFG1
Product: 18S rRNA maturation protein
Exons: 2
Coding region: 40-957 (305 amino acids)
Biological process (GO): maturation of SSU-rRNA from tricistronic rRNA transcript (SSU-rRNA, 5.8S rRNA, LSU-rRNA)
Cellular component (GO): preribosome, small subunit precursor; nucleolus
Source: RefSeq, a predicted model, not a curated record
AUACCUUUACAGUAACCCAACUUACUCCCCAGAGGCAAAAUGGCCGCCAAACGGUCACACGAGGAUUUGGAUGGCAUCCAUGAAUCAAGACAGCCGCAGGUCCACCGGGACGACCCAAAACCUGCAAAGAAACCCCGCCGAGAGGGUCCUCCAAAGAUCAGGAAGCAAGUGCACGCAUCCAGUGUGAAUGCUGUCAAGAAGCGGAUACGUGAUGUGACUCGUCUUCUUUCACGAUCGGAGGAUUUGCCAGCAGAUGUCCGUCUCGAAAACGAGCGAGCACUCGCUGCUUACCAGCAAGAACUGAAUGCUGCGGACGAGGAGAAGACAAGGCAGCGAAUGAUAAAAAAGUACCACAUGGUACGGUUCUUUGAGAGACAAAAGGCGACGAGAACGCUCAAAAAACUAAAGAAGCGCCUGCUAGAAGCGACAACCGGGGAGGAAGUCGAGGAUAUCAAAGCUCAGAUGCACAUCGCCGAAGUUGACCUUCACUACGCUCAUUCAUACCCGCUGAAUGAACGUUACGUCAGUUUAUAUCCACCUAAGGGCGCCGAGGAGAGUGAAGACAAACAAAAGGAUGCUGUGAAGCCACCGAUGUGGGCAGAGAUUGAAAGGCGGAUGGAGGAAGGCACACUGAAGGAGCUACGGUACGGUGUGAGAGAGGGGCAUGUCGAGAAGCCAAAGACGGUCCGGCAGAAACCAGCAACAACAAAACCACGACUUGCGUCGGAGACUCAGAAUUCCAAGAAGAGGGCCGAACCAGGGGAACGUGUGGGACAGAAAGAACGUGUGCCGGAACCGCAGGACUACACCUUGAACCGCAGAGAGAGGAGGAAGGCUAUGAUUAAGACUGGCGCUUUAAUAACGACGAAGGCGGCCAAGAAGCCCGCAAUCCACGAGCCAAUGGCUAACGAGGUGGACAAUGAUGACAACGGCAGCGAUGGAGGAUUCUUUGAAUGAUUUGUAUAGAACAUAUAUGAUUCUGUGGAGUUUUGAUAACUUCCGGUAUACCCAAUACGGAUACACACUUUUACAUACCCUCAUGACUGUUCGCCCCUCUUGAAAUUAAUUGAGGCAUUCUGUAUCUACCGAAAACACACGUUGGCCGCCCAAAAGUUCGAAGUAGAACCGUGUGUGUGAAGCAGAGAA